Penicillium macrosclerotiorum is the source of this 2151-nucleotide messenger RNA. RefSeq lists its product as uncharacterized. NCBI's taxonomy places the organism in Eukaryota, Fungi, Ascomycota, Eurotiomycetes, Eurotiales, Aspergillaceae. The transcript is spliced from 4 exons. Bases 1 to 2151 code for a protein of 716 amino acids. The record is from RefSeq and is a predicted model, not a curated record.
AUGGUUUCUUCUGCAGAAAUCGACGGGAUUUGGGUCAAUCCUUGGGCUUUUUAUAGGCACGGCUGUGGCGUGAGUCCCGAGCCCAGCAGCACAGUUGGCAGCAAUUUUACUGAUCCUGAAUAUAGAUUUUUGACCCUUGUUCUAGCCUCUUCUCAGCUCAGCUUCUAUUUCGUGACCGGCAGUGAGAUUCGAUGGGACGCCGCGACAAGUGUUGGCAACGACCCGGCCGGAAGAAAGUUGAUGUUGAGCGGACUUAAAGCCUUUCUAGUGGCAGCGACAAUGCUUUUGAUGGCUUCAUUUCUCUGUAACUCGAUAAUCUGGACUGUUUUCCACAGCUGGCUCUCCGAUAUUUUCAUUGUCCCGUCGGCUGGGAAUGGCGACGAAGAACAAUUACUCGAAACCAAGCAACACGUUUUCCGGAAAAAUCGCAUGGUCCGUAUAUGGUCGACCUAUGGCUUUCAACGUUGGACUGAUGUCUAUCCUCGAAUUCGGUAUAAUGAGUCCGGGAUUAAUGUCACAGCAGAGCAAAGCGCCCCUCAGAAAAACUAUUACAGCCCGAUCAAUGACCCGCUUCGCAUCACCAAUCUGGAUCAGAAGUUGAUUGAGCCACUGACUCAAGCACUCAAAGACCAUGACGUUCCAAUAACUCAUGUGGUGCUUGUGAUGAUGGAAAGUGCCCGAAAGGACAUUUUUCCUUUCAAAUCUGGAUCGCACUUACACAACGAGAUUAUAUCUUCUUACAAAACGAAAACCGCUGACGUGAUCCAGCAGCUCAAUGCAAGGCUGUCUCAACUAACACCCAUUGCCGAGAAGCUCACCGGAGAGUCAGGAAACUUCCAUGCAAGGGAAAACACUUCUGUGUCUUCUUUAUGGGAGGACACAGCGGGCCCUGGAAUGGGUGGUCUGAAUGUGAACGGUAUUACUACGGGCAGUAGUCUUUCUUUCAAAAGCGCUGUUGUCAAUCACUGUGGAGUUGGACCACUUCCGGUCGACUUCAUGGAUGAGGUCAAAUCGGAGAUAUAUCAGCCUUGCCUGAUGCAAGUAUUGGAAUUGUUUAACCAAUUGAAGGAAAAGGCCACACCCACAACUACCGGAAGCCAUCCUUCUAAGACGAAUAUGAGCAACAUUCAGGAUCGCAAGUGGAAUUCUGUGUUCGUGCAGUCUAUUACUGGGCUAUAUGAUGAUCAGAACAUUCUCAAUGAAAAUAUGGGAUUCAAGGACGCUAUAUAUCGUGAAGGUAUCGGUCAUCCUGGCGCGAAAUAUUAUCAUCAAGAUAUGGAACCUAUCAAUUAUUUUGGAUUCUCGGAACGGGAAAUCUACCCGUAUUUGCAGGAUGUGGUGAAAGAUGCCAUCAAGAAGAAUCAGAGACUGUUUCUCUCACACUUUACCAGCACCACCCACCAUCCCUGGGCGACGCCAAAAGACUUUGAAGAUGAACAAUACUUCGCAAGCGAGAGCCUGAUGGGAAAGCAUGAGGACAUGAAUAGUUACUUGAACUCCGUCCGCUACGUGGAUACGUGGCUGGGGGAUAUGCUGAAGAUCCUGGAUGACACGGGCAUUGCCAAUGAGACGCUGGUUGUUUUUGCAUUUCAAGAAGACUCCCCGGUGACUGGGUGCUAUGAAAAUGGACAUAUCAGUAACUUCCGCGUCCCACUGGUCUUCCGGCAUCCGCUGCUCCCGAAGCUUCAGAUCAUAGCCAAUGCAACAUCUAUCUCUAUCGUCCCCACGAUUCUGGAUCUGUUAGUGCACACAAAAUCCUUGAAUGCAAAUGACUCGGCGGUUGCAUUGGACCUUAUGAAUGAGUACGAGGGACAGUCCCUCAUUCGGCCGUAUCAGGCCAAGCAUAAUGGAAGACAGGCGUGGAACUUCGGUAUCAUCUCCGCCGGAGGUGAGAUGCUGAGUGUUGGGUCGGCAGCUGUCCCAUACCGUCUCAUCCUCCCAUUGACGCCGGACUUCGAGUAUAUCUUCUCCGAUCUGGAUACCGAUCCGGAUGAGAUGCACACAGUGCGUGGAUGGUCAGUUGAUGGGCUAAUCUCCCGUGUUCAAGGUAAACAUGGACCACAAGCCGGUCAAUGGGUGGCGGAGGCGGCCAAGGUAGGCAAGUGGUGGGUGGCAGAGCGCAAGCGUUUGUGGAACUACCACGGCUCAUAG